UUACUGAUUGGAGUCUACUAUAUUAUAUACGACUUACUUUUGCCGCUCGUACUCGUAGCUCGCUUGUCGGUUGGUGAGUGGAAUUUUCUUUUCAGCGUCAUUGCUGAAUCAUAAUCGGUUUUAAUCUGUAUCUACAUACGGAGUAACUGCAAAAUGGCUGCGCUUGCAAACAAACCAAGGAGUGAGAUGACUGCUGAGGAGUUGGAGGCACGAGAAAAAGAAGAAUUUCAAACUGGUCCUUUAUCAGUGUUGACUGAUUCAGUGAAAAACAAUACACAAAUAUUGAUCAACUGCAGAAAUAACAGAAAGUUACUUGCUAGAGUUAAAGCAUUCGACAGGCAUUGCAAUAUGGUUCUGGAAAAUGUGAAGGAGAUGUGGACAGAAACUCCAAAAACUGGUAAAGGAAAGACGAAGCAGAAGCCUGUUAAUCGUGAUCGUUUUAUAAGCAAGAUGUUUAUUCGUGGAGACUCUAUCAUUAUUGUGCUGAAGAAUCCUCUUGCUUCAGCUGAGUCCAAGGCUUAGUUGUUGUUUUUUUCGCAGCUACAUCUAGUUUGACAUAUAGAUGCCUAACUGCUGUAGCUGCGAAUAUCAUUUUUAUCAACCUGCUUGAAGACAAAUUUUCAGGUAUUCCUGCGCAUAUAUGUUGUACAGGAGCCAGAAGUCUGCAAUCGUGGUUUUAUAUUGAUUUUCAAUAAAAAGAAGACAUUGUUUCAAAUUGUA
This is a messenger RNA of Styela clava, 720 nucleotides long. RefSeq names its product small nuclear ribonucleoprotein Sm D2-like. The record is from RefSeq and is a predicted model, not a curated record. NCBI's taxonomy places the organism in Eukaryota, Metazoa, Chordata, Ascidiacea, Stolidobranchia, Styelidae. Gene Ontology annotation, molecular function: RNA binding. Gene Ontology annotation, biological process: RNA splicing. Gene Ontology annotation, cellular component: small nuclear ribonucleoprotein complex.